ACAAACCAUGCUCCAACCUUCCGAGUCCCCGGCUCGCUCUUCAGAGAGUUUGAGCCUUCCAGAACACAGGGGAGAAGAGAGGAGGAAGACCGAGCGCUCCACCAUAUGGAAGUGGAUAAGUCUGCGGGAGCUGCUGUUUAUAUUCGUCGCCUGCAGCGUAGGAGCCGCUCUCUUUCAGACUCGAGACGACGUCAGAUUUGUCCAUGCGUGGAGUAGGAAUCUGGACACAUCACUGUAUCACAACAGAAAGUUUCCAACAGAAAAUGAAAGACUACCUAGACCGAUUGUAACUGACCUGGACAGUGACGGAACCACAGACCUACUGUACUUCAAUCCCGAUCACACUCUGGUGAAGGAGACGUUUCCUGACUCCCUCUCACCUCUGGCUCCUGCCCAGCCUCUCUUCUCCAACCCAACACAACAGGGUGCAGUGAACGUGCGUGAGUUGGGUGACGGUGGUUCACCCAUCGCAGUUGCCACUGGAUACCUCAAACAGUACAAGUCCAUGGUGCAAGUAAGGCAACAGGUGAUAGUUGUGCUGAUGUCUGACUGGCAGGUACUCUGCCUCAGUCACGAGCUCAAACCGCUCUGGAAGGCCCAACCUCUGGAAAGGGAGAAGGACCGCAACCUAGCAAUCAGGGAGCCGACGGUGCUGGUGUCCCACGUGUCCAUUCGUAAGGGAGACACUGGGUGUGUGGUGGUAGGAGGGAGGGUAUCGGGGAAACCGGCUCCCCAAGACAGCUUCACCAGGUCAGUCACA
Messenger RNA from Geodia barretti, 760 nucleotides. Lineage: Eukaryota; Metazoa; Porifera; Demospongiae; Tetractinellida; Geodiidae. The record is from the annotation of a GenBank genome assembly.